AUUGACUUGCCGCCAUUCACAACACCUCCCCGCCGCCAUAUCACCUCGACGUCGCCUUCAACCCGUGCUAUACCAUACGAAAGCUCCGAAUCAAACUCUACAACUUCCACAAUGGCAUCAGGCUACGACCGCGCGCUCUCAGUCUUCAGUCCGGACGGCCACGUCUUCCAGGUCGAAUAUGCCCUCGAAGCCGUCAAGCGAGGAACAUGCGCCGUCGGUGUCAAGGGCGCUGACAUCGUAGUGCUUGGCUGUGAGAAGAGGUCGGCGAUGAAGCUGCAGGACACACGCAUCACUCCCUCCAAGAUCUGCCUCGUAGACAACCACGUGGCUCUCGCUUUUGCCGGUCUGAACGCCGAUGCCCGCAUUCUCGUCGACAAGGCCCGCCUAGAGGCGCAAUCACAUCGUCUUACCGUCGAGGACCCCGUGUCGAUAGAGUACAUCACCAAGUACGUUGCUGGCGUGCAGCAGAGGUACACACAGAGUGGUGGUGUCAGGCCGUUUGGCAUCAGUACGCUCAUUGUUGGCUUCGAUCCCAACGACAAGACCCCGCGCCUGUACCAGACUGAGCCCUCUGGUAUCUACUCGGCAUGGAAGGCAAACGCCAUCGGGCGAUCGAGCAAGACAGUCCGCGAGUUCCUCGAGCGCAACCACAAGGAGGGCAUGGACCGGGAAGAGACGAUCAAGCUCACCAUCAAGUCGCUGUUGGAGGUGGUGCAGACGGGCGCGAAGAACAUCGAGAUCGCCGUCUCGGCACCGGGCAAGGCGCUCGAGAUGCUGCCAGUGGAGGACAUUGAGAAGUACGUGGAGAACAUCAACACGGAGAAACAGGAGGAGGCGGCAAACAGGAGACCUGGAAGGCCUGCGGGCACUGGAGCGCUGCCAACACGCCCUACGCCUGCUGAGGGCUCAGGCACAGGGGCGUAGAUGAUUAGUUACGAAUGACGGCACCAAACCGACGGCACCAAACUGACGGCACCAAACGAACAGCAACGGCGUCUAGAUGGGAAGACUGAUGAUCAUGAAGUCGUGCAUUGCACACGGCCGCUAGCGCUCAAUCACAUGGCAUGU
Molecule: messenger RNA, 1068 nt
Organism: Macroventuria anomochaeta
Lineage: Eukaryota; Fungi; Ascomycota; Dothideomycetes; Pleosporales; Didymellaceae
Product: N-terminal nucleophile aminohydrolase
Exons: 4
Coding region: 112-924 (270 amino acids)
Biological process (GO): ubiquitin-dependent protein catabolic process
Cellular component (GO): proteasome core complex; proteasome core complex, alpha-subunit complex; nucleus
Source: RefSeq, a predicted model, not a curated record